Molecule: messenger RNA, 3229 nt
Organism: Anthonomus grandis grandis
Lineage: Eukaryota; Metazoa; Arthropoda; Insecta; Coleoptera; Curculionidae
Product: homeobox protein ceh-37-like
Exons: 9
Coding region: 158-1279 (373 amino acids)
Biological process (GO): regulation of transcription by RNA polymerase II
Molecular function (GO): RNA polymerase II transcription regulatory region sequence-specific DNA binding; DNA-binding transcription factor activity, RNA polymerase II-specific
Source: RefSeq, a predicted model, not a curated record
GUAAAAGACUGUUUUAGUCAUAAGAACUCAUUUUAAAUAUUGUUCGGUAAUUUAAUAUUCAAAUAAAGAUAUUUUCAGUUAUUAAUUAAGUGAACUAGUUAGUGUUUCACAGUCUAUUCGGCAUUUUUCCUUGUCAAAAGGGAUAAUACUUGUCAACAUGAAUAAUUUAGACAAUAUUGAUGAAUUACAUAAAAACUUGGAUACGAAUAUCUCAUAUGGUAUAAGUGGUCUUCUCAAUGAAUUAUCAGAAGAUGCAGAGGAUAAACAUACAGAUUCAAACCAGUACGAUUACCCAAAACAUAUAAGUAAUACUUUAUUGGCUGAUAAAGAAAUAAAUAGCUGUAGUUUAAAAAGAAAACAGAGAAGAUAUAGAACGACUUUCUCCAAUUAUCAACUGGAAGAGCUAGAGCGCGCAUUUCACAAAACUCAUUACCCCGAUGUUUUUUUUCGUGAAGAGCUAGCUUUAAAAAUAGAUCUUACUGAGGCUCGAGUACAAGUAUGGUUUCAGAAUAGGAGAGCGAAAUGGCGAAAGCAGGAAAAGUGUUUGUCUAAGUCUCUUGAAUAUAUGCAAAACAAUAGGGGAAGUGCAAUGCACAUUUCGGAUUAUCAGCAGACAAUGGACAAUAAUUCAGUACCAAACUUUACAUCAUCAGAAAAUGGAGUAAACGGCCAAAAUUUAUUCGUGGCAUUGGAGUGGCAAAAUGUAGUGCAGCCGAUCUGCUUUUCGAAUUCUGCAGAAGUUUCUUAUAAUAAUCCCAAUCAACUGGAAAGACACGGUAUAUUAAGUGAAUACGGAGCUGGCCAAAUGUCUAAUUCACCUGAAGAGAAUGCGCUCAAAAAAAGUUCAGUAGAUGCCAGCAGUCUCACUCUUUCAAUAGAAAAUUGUCUAGAAUGUACUCAUUCGCUUGAUAGUACUCAAUUUUCAUGUAAAAAAUGUCAAUCAGAUUCUUCAACCCAAGAGGAUUACAUUCUAAAUAAAAAGGAUUGGAACAACUUAUCUAAAAGUAACCAAGACGUCUCUGGGAGCACUUUGCCACUAGAAAAUAAUUAUGGGAUACAAAAUUGUUCAAUCACAAACCGUAUUAUUUCAAUCGAAGAAACUAUAGAAGAUUCUAUCGAAAAUACAAGAAAUGUUUUGUUAAGCGAAAUGGAGGAGGGUUGUAUGGCUUUAGGUAUUUCUGAGUAUAUAAAAAAUAAUGAAGAAAUUUCAAUCGAUUCAGAUUUGCUUACUUUAAAACCUAGGUUUAAACACAUUGAUUGUGAAACAUUAGUGGAGUAGGUGCUUACAUUUUUCUUUUAAGUUUAAUAAAAGGUACAUGCUUUUACGCCCAAAUAGCGAAAUAUUUCUUUCACAGUGAAUGACAAUUAAUAAGUGAUAUUGAUGCUUCUUUCUAAAUCUUAAUAUUUUUUUCUGCCUCAUAAUAUACUUAACUACUAUUACCUUGCGAUGCUAUAUAUACUUGUUAAAAAAAUAUAUUUAAAGUAAAAAUUAAAAAAAAUGAGAUUUUACGAAAUAAAAGGGUGGCAAAUAAAAAUAGGCUAAAAUUUCAAGUCAGGGGCUUCCAAGGGUCCAAAAACGCCAGUAGUAACAGAGUGGAGUGGGUAAAACAAAAAAGACAAUCAGAGUGAGUGCCACCUUAUUUUGAGCCUUGUGUAAUGGAGCACCUCUUACGGUUGAGUACGGUCUCGUCUAUAAUACCCUGAAACAAAGGCAGCAAAACCAAUGCGGCAAAAAUAACAUUAACAAUUAGCUCCGACUAUAAAAUUUAUUAACCCGGUAUUAUGUUAUAUGGAAAACUUAGUAUUAUAUACAAAUAAAAAUCACUAUAACCACAAACAGUGAAAGCCGGUUUAUUUCAUUAUCAUUUCAUUCUCAUGACUGAAAUAAUCUUAAAAGAAAAAUGGAAAAGUACUUCAAAUUACAACAAAAAUAGUGGCGUUACCAAAAAAUACCUCGUAUAAUACAUAUAUACUCAGUUUCCGCCGAUAAACUCUACCUAAAAUGUUAUUUCUUUGUACAAAAAAUAUAAGUUUCUUGAUCAACAAAAAAAUGUCAUAAACCGGCUGAUUUUUAACUAUAGAUUGUCUCUUAAUAAUGUGCCGUAAUUAUGACUGGACCGAUAAACGUUUUAUAAAGAAGUUACUAGCAGUAUCUUUGUCAUCGUCGAAUCCGUUGGAUGUACCUAACCUUGGACCACCAAAUGAGGGGGCUUAGGAAAUACCACAACCUUCCUAGGGUUUCUGGGAUGGUUAGUUAAGCCAGAAGCUAACUAAUGAGGAUCAGAUGGUAGGACUCAUUAGCCGAUAUAGUAGAGCAGUUAUCCUCGACUAAAGAAAGCUCAACCUGAUGUGGCGCAUACAAGCAACCCAACACAAGUCACACGAUAUAACUGCGUUGCUCCAGUACUGAAAAAGCAGAGAGAGGAAAGAAGAGAGUAGGCCUAAGUCACAAAAGCAAGAAAGAACUUGGAUGCCACAUGUUUUGUCAAGAUGUCAGCGCUGGAGGACUGCAUUGGGAUUUAUAGAAAAUCAUAGUUACACAAAAAUUACUCCUGAACAGUGCUACAAUCGAAUAAGAAUUUGUAUUUCACAGUGUUUGCAUUUCACCAAUGAGUAUUUUCAAGAUAAAUUCAAAAAUCGUCUUCAAUAUGAUGCUGUUCCAACAUUACAGCUAAAUAAUGGAGGUGAUGGCGGAAGUGGCUCUUCUACAAAUCCCAAUGGCUCUAAACCAAUAACAGUGGGUGCAUCUAUUCAAACGGAUUUUAAAAUUAAAAUUGAAAAAAGAGAAUCUAGUACGCAAACAACCUCUUCACUUUUUUCCUCAACUCCUAGAAAAACUGCAUUGGAAAAGAAAAUAAAAGCCAUGGAAUAGGCAGCAGAGGUUUUACAGCUAAAAGGCAGCUAGAAACCAACAUUACAACGGAGGAAAUUUAAUUUUUUUUUUAAAGUAAUUGUCCUGAACAACUUUUGCAAACUUUGCUGUCUUGCAAAGUUUUGAAAGCCCAGCUAAAUUUAUUAAAUAAAUCUCAAAAGGCUCUGGAUAUUCCGACGAAUAUAAACAGUUUGCUUUAAGUAUUUAUUUAUUGGGGCUGAAAGCAUAUAUAAAAAUGUCAACUUUUAUUAGAUUGCCAUCAAAGUCGACACUUACUAGGAAAUGGACAAUCUUACCUGGGAUUAAUGAAGUUAUAUUUCGUUGAAUAGAAAUGAGGGCAAGACUCUUAGGAGAAAG